AUGAAACAAUUGCAAAUAUUUAAUAAGACGAAUAAAAAAAUCAAGAAAAAUUAUCUGAAAAUGAAAAAGAUUUUGCAUUUUAGACAUCAAAUGAAAAUAAUUUUAAAGAUGAAUAGAUAAUAAUAAAUAGCUAAUAAAAUGAAAUAGAUGGAUAAAAUUUACAGUAAGAAAAAACAUCAAAUUAAAUUGAAUAAGAUUAAUCUAACAGUUAAGAAAAUUAAUAAAUACUCCAAACAUAAUAUGAAAAAAUAUUAUUUUAAUAGAAUGCUGAAGAUUAUCAAUCUUCAUAAAACCCUGAUUAAGCCUUUAAUAGUGAAGAUGAUUAAUCCCACAGUUAUUAAAUAUAAUUAGAUUAAUUAAGCGAGAUACAAAUAUUAGAAUAAGCAGAGAACUCAAAGUAUUAAAAACAAGAGACUUAAGAUUAUGUUUUGUAAUAAAAAUAUCCUAAAUAUCAUAAGCUUUAAGGAUCAUAAAGUGUAGAGGAUUUGA
Molecule: messenger RNA, 489 nt
Organism: Tetrahymena thermophila SB210
Lineage: Eukaryota; Ciliophora; Oligohymenophorea; Hymenostomatida; Tetrahymenidae
Exons: 1
Source: RefSeq, a predicted model, not a curated record